Cottoperca gobio is the source of this 1217-nucleotide messenger RNA. RefSeq names its product C1q and TNF related 9 (gene c1qtnf9). The record is from RefSeq and is a predicted model, not a curated record. Lineage: Eukaryota; Metazoa; Chordata; Actinopteri; Perciformes; Bovichtidae. Gene Ontology annotation, molecular function: protein binding.
AUGUUGCAGAGGAGAUUUAGAGUCACUCUUUUGCUCCUUCUAUUGGCGGUCAGGUGUGUUACUCAGGAACAAACCCAAAUAAAGGACUGUAUUUGUGGACACCCUGGAAUACCAGGGGACCCUGGACACAAUGGUACACCUGGCAGAGAUGGCCGAGAUGGACUCAGAGGUGACAAAGGUGAUCAAGGUCAAGCUGGGCCUGUGGGAUCAGCAGGCAAUGAUGGACACAAGGGCGACAAAGGGGAACAUGGUGCAGUUGGCUCAGCAGGGCUCAAAGGAAAAAGGGGAGAAAAUGGAGAACGGGGGCCUCCUGGGAAAAUGGGGCCCCAAGGAGUCCAAGGGUCCAUCGGCCUGAAAGGAAAUAAGGGAGAGCUCGGGCUUCCUGGACCUCAAGGACUUAAAGGCGAUUAUGGGCCUCUUGGCCCAGACGGUCCCAAGGGGGAAAUUGGCCUUCGAGGUGACAGAGGCAUUCAGGGCCCAAUGGGACCCCCCGGCAGGCCAGGGUCUAAGGGGGACAUUGGUGUUCCAGGUCACAAAGGCAAUAUUGGUUAUCGUGGUGACAGAGGGACUCGAGGAGAGAAAGGUGAUAACGGUGAGAAGGGAGAUGCACUUGUUAUCUCUAAAAGCGCAUUCUCUGUUGGACUCACAGCUCAAAGUAAACUCCCAGCAGUUAAUGCACCGAUCCGGUUUGACAAGAUUAUUUACAAUGAACAGAAUCACUACGAUCUACAAACAGGAAGAUUCACAUGCUCUGCUGAGGGAGCCUAUUUCUUCACCUACCACAUCACUGUUUACUCCAGGAACGUGAAGGUGGCUCUCGUGAAGAAUGGUGCGAAGAUCAUCCACACCACGGACACCUACCAGAGCAGCGAGGAUCAGGCAGCAGGGGGCGCUGUGCUGCACCUGGACGUGGGGGACAAGGUGUGGCUGCAGGUGGCUGGAGGAGAGCUGUACAAUGGACUCUUUGCUGAUGAAGAUGAUGACACCACCUUCUCUGGGUUCCUGAUCUUUGGGACUUAAAUUAGGCAUAAUUUCUUUAUAAUUGCUGGUAAUUGUUUUUUAAGAAUAGAAAUCAUCCUGUCUCUAUAGUAACCCUCUAUUCUGCAAUUUCACAGAGUACAUUUACUCAACUACUGUACUUAAGUACAAAAUAUUUUACUUUACUUGAGUUUUGCCAUUUUAUGCUACUUUAAUACUUCUACUCUACUAUUUCAAAG